CCCCUCCUCGGCCCUCACUUCUUUUCGGCAACUUGCCUGCGUCAGAGUCGAAGUCUCUCUUGGAUAUUUCACCUUGUUUAGGUUGGCUAGAGUACAAAUUACAAACCUGGGAGCUUUAGUCUUUGCGAUACUCUGCCGAUUGCCUUCCGCAAAAAAAAGUCAAUUCUGGAAUCCCAGGAGAUGCGCAGCGAAGUCUUCCACCUGCACCCCGCCGGGUGGGAGCAGGACCCCGAGGAUGAAUACUUCAAGCUCUCGACGCUGGACUAUUGCGUGGCCAUGGUGUACAACGGCUUCGGUCUCUUCUUCAAGCUGACCGACGCGGAGAAGCCCAGGACGAUCCCCGUGCUCAAGCGCGGGCUCGAGAUCACGCUGAGCCAGUGCCGGCAGCUGUGCGGCUUCAUCGAGCCGCACCCGGACGGCGGAGGAGGGCUGUGCUUCCACAAGAAGCGGGACAGCACCGUCGAGUUCCAUGUGCAGUGGCUCGACGGGCCCGAGGACGAGGGGAAGUACCCGUCGUUCGACGACCUCGAGAAGCGCCAUUUCACGUCGCAGGCACUGGGCAGCAUCGACACGUGGUCGGUGGCGCCCAUGACGUACGGCGAGAAGCCCGAGGCGCAUCCGUCGAGCCGGCCCAAGGUGGCCGCCUUCAAGGCGACCUUCAUCCGCGGCGGGAUGGUGUUUGUGAUGCACCACCACCACUACGCGAACGACGUGAUGGGCUGGGCGGGAGAGCUGCACCAGCUGGCCGAGAACUGCGCGGCCCUCUGGAAGUCGCCCGAGAGCCCGGACCUGCCGGCCUGGGACCCGGCGUGCCUGGACCUGUCGCGGGUGACGGUGCCGGACCCGCCCGAGGACCAGCGCGUCGACGGCCCGCCCGCGCCGCUGCGCCAUCCCGACCACAGACCCAACCAGUGGCUGCUGUUCCACAUGCGCAAGAGCAAGGCCGCGGCGCUGAAGGCGCUGGCCAGCCCCGCAGACGGGAGCUACUGGAUCUCGACGUACGAUGCGUGCAUGGCCCUGAUCUGGCGCACGACCACCAAGCACCGCGCGAGGCUGUUCAAGUAUGAUCCGAAGCAGCCGCUGCUCUGGGGCGAGGCGGUGGACAUGCGGAAGCGCUUCCGCGACCCGCCCGUGCCGCCUCGCAUCCAGGGGAACGUGGUGAUGGUGGCGCUGGGCCCACAGACUCCGUCGUUGCCGCAGCUGACGGCGGAGGAGGUCAUCUCGGAGGCGCCGCUGGCUAAGCUGGCUUGGUACAUCCGCCAACUCACCAACACCGCCACGCAAGAAACCAUGGCCGCCACACUCCACGCCAUCGCGCCGGUCCGGAACAAGACCGACCUCUUCCUGCGCAUCGACUCGUUCCCGCCCCUGAGCAGCUUCACGACCGACUGGCGGGACGCGCGGCCGUGCGACGCCGACUUUGGCUUUGCCAAGCCGUACGGCUUCCGCUUUCCCUUCGACACGGUCACACCUGGCCUGACCGUCGUGUACCCGGCGCGCACGACCGGGGCGCCCGCGGGGGAGGACGAGGGCAACGAGUUCCUCGUGGGGUUUGAGAAGGAGCUGGUUGCAGGGUUGUUGGCGGAUGAGGAGUGGGGGAGGUGGUUUGAGUUUAGGGGGGUGGAUUCUGAGGAUAAAGCGCCGUGAGGGUGUCGGGUGCAGAUGAGCUUGGGGGGGAAAGGAGGAGUAAAGUAAAGCGGAGAGUUGUAGAAUU
This is a messenger RNA of Chaetomium strumarium, 1714 nucleotides long. RefSeq lists its product as uncharacterized. The transcript has 2 exons. Lineage: Eukaryota; Fungi; Ascomycota; Sordariomycetes; Sordariales; Chaetomiaceae. The record is from RefSeq and is a predicted model, not a curated record. The coding region runs from base 181 to 1647 and encodes 488 amino acids. Gene Ontology annotation, molecular function: acyltransferase activity, transferring groups other than amino-acyl groups.